This is a messenger RNA of Olea europaea var. sylvestris, 504 nucleotides long. RefSeq names its product glutaredoxin-C9-like. Bases 55 to 429 code for a protein of 124 amino acids. The record is from RefSeq and is a predicted model, not a curated record. The transcript has a single exon. NCBI's taxonomy places the organism in Eukaryota, Viridiplantae, Streptophyta, Magnoliopsida, Lamiales, Oleaceae.
UUGACCAACUCACACCAUCAAAUUUAACCAGUUCUUGAAAUUUUUAAAACCAACAUGCAGGUAGUGGUGGAAGAGUCAUCAAUGGGGAGUACUGAAGAAUCCAGGCCGGCGGCGAGAAUGGAGAAAGUAUACGAGAAGGUGAGUCUAUUGGUUACUAGCAACGCGGUGGUGGUUUUUACGUUAAGUGGCUGCUGCAUGUGCCAUGUAGUGAAGCAGCUUCUCUUUGGCCUCGGAGUUGGGCCGACGAUAGUUGAACUUGAUCGCGAUGCCUAUGGCCAUGACAUCCACCGUCUGCUCUUCCAGCAACAGCCGGUUCCGGCUGUGUUCAUUGGUGGGAAAUUCUUGGGUGGGAUCGAGACUGUCAUGGCUUGUCAUAUUAACGGCACCCUUGUUCCUCUUCUCAAGGAAGCCGGAGCUCUCUGGCUCUGAAUGGAAAUGUUUAUCUAACUUCAGUUUAUUGUCGUAGUUUUAAUUCGUCCAUUACCAUAUCUGUCUUUAAUUCAA